UCGAGAACACACGACAUACAUGUACGUGUGUGGGAGAGUUAUGAAGGUGGUGUGCACUAGUUGCAGAUCAGAUUAUGCGAUCGCGACCAAUAGCAAAGACUUUAUCACGCACGGAAACGCGCAGCUCGUAUACAUACUUUAAAUGGAGGAUCAAGCUUAGGAUACAUCCUGCAUCUGACAUGUAACUAACGCUUCAUAUCAUUGCAUGGUGAGCAGGCCAGCAGAUCUGGCACAACAUGGAUAGAGGUUGGUUUAUUGGACAUGAGAGGAUCCCCCGGACAAAUUCUGAAGAGCAGAUGUCCACCUCUUGCAGCAGCGUCUUAAGGCCCUGCUUGACUAUUAACCUGACCGAGAUGCUUCGAGCUGACACAGCUAAUGCAGUAAAGAAGCCGAUUCCAAUCCGCCCCCCAUCCCCCAGAGUCUCUCUGCCAAGGGGACAAGAGUUCCACCGCAGUCUCUCCUGUGAGCCCACUCCUAAACCCAUCAUCCGACAACGGUCACACUCUCUGCCCUCUGCCACAGAGAAGAAGAAGCAAUGCAGAAAUGUUGGUGUCAGGUUUGUUGACUCUUUGGGGGUUGACCUGGAAGACAUCAAGCAUUUCAAAUCUGGUGAGGAUCCACUUGUACCGUAUCAUGUUACCUUUAGAUUGUUGAUGGGCGCAGAGUUGGCAGAUGGAAGGCACCUGGAGAUAUCCCUGCCAUACCUGAAGCCUGCUUUUGCCCAACAACCUGGCGACCAGCCAGGAUUCCUGCAUCGUCUCUAUGAGCAGAAGGUGUGCCUGGAGAGAGUCUUGUGUUUUGAGCUGGGUGUCAUUGGAAUCACCCAGGUCCUCAAUUUGGACUUUGAGAAGGAUGUCACAGCUCGCUAUUCAUUUACAGAGUGGAAGAGCUGCACGGAAACUAAGGCGUCUUGGGUCUCCACCAUCACCAAGACCUGGGAAGGAGGAGGGAGCCAACUCAGUUGCGAUACAUUUCGUUUCCACCUGCCUGUUCCUCCAUUCCUCCAGCCAGGAGCAGUGUUACAGUUUGCCAUCCAAUACAAAGUCUGUGGAGCUGAGUACUGGGACAACAAUGAUGGAGAGAAUUAUAAGUUAGUUUGCCAUAACUACAAGCUCACUGUGCCCAAAGAAUGCGAGGAUAGCAUGGUGCACUUCAUUUAGGAAGCUGACUAAAAGUUGAAGAAUCUGUUUAGACUUUAUGCACUUUAUGUAGAUGUAGAACUGCAUUGUAACAUAUUAUGUUCGUUUUGUUAAACUAAUGCUAAUAGAGGAUUUCUUUGUUCAGCUGUUAACUCUGGACACACUUCACCAGAGUGUAAAUAACAAACACCAAUGCACUUAAACCUGAUGCCAACUUCAGUGCCACUGUUUUACUUUUGUGUUUUAUUUUUUUAAUUGCACUCUAUUAUUUGAUUUUCAGUCCUUUUUCAAAAAAUGGCACUUUAACAUGACAACGCCGAAUGGAAGUGACACCGUUGAGCACUGAGAAAUUCAGUGAAAUUGACAUGAAUGCAUGUUUUCUUCCACCUGGGUAUUUGAUGUAGAAAAUAGUUUUAUACACUGCAGGAGUUUGGUCUGCAGAACCAUUUUGCUCUGUCUUCAGAGUUUAUUUUUGAGUCAAAUGUUGUCAAACCAAAUGACCAGCCCAUGCAACAGACACAAUUUGUAUAUCUUUCAAUGAAUCAGGAAUGAAUGCUUAUUUUGUUUAACAAUAAAGCACAAUUGCUUUGG
Messenger RNA from Chelmon rostratus (copperband butterflyfish), 1730 nucleotides. It is a transcript of the gene ppp1r3da, whose product is annotated as protein phosphatase 1, regulatory subunit 3Da. Gene Ontology annotation, cellular component: protein phosphatase type 1 complex. NCBI's taxonomy places the organism in Eukaryota, Metazoa, Chordata, Actinopteri, Chaetodontiformes, Chaetodontidae. The coding region runs from base 237 to 1160 and encodes 307 amino acids. Gene Ontology annotation, molecular function: protein phosphatase 1 binding; glycogen binding. The transcript is spliced from 2 exons. The record is from RefSeq and is a predicted model, not a curated record. Gene Ontology annotation, biological process: regulation of glycogen biosynthetic process.